UUUCAGUGUGCGUAACGAUUUUAUUCAGUUGACAACUUGUACCCGUUCGGCACAUAACAAUAUUCGACAAGAGUACAAAAAAACAUUAUUUAAUAAAGUUCAAAUUUUUCGUACAAGAUGUCUGUGAAUGUGAAUUCAAAAACAAAGGCCGUGAAUGUUCACUGCACAAACGUGACCAGCGAUAAUCCGUCGCGCAUGGAAAUGCUAUCCUGGGUGAAUCAUACAUUGAAGACGCAGUUCUCCAAGGUCGAGGAAUUGUGCACCGGUGCGGCGUACUGCCAGUUUAUGGAUAUGCUGUUUGCCAAUUCGAUACCGAUGCAGCGAGUCAAGUUUCGCACCAACCUAGAGCAUGAGUACAUUCAAAAUUUUAAGCUUCUACAGGCGUGUUUCAACAAAGUCUGUGUGGAUAAGAUCAUACCCCUGGACAGGCUGGUCAAGGGUCGAUUCCAGGAUAACUUGGAGUUCCUCCAGUGGUUCCGCAAGUUCUUCGAUGCCAACUAUGGGGGCCAACUCUAUGAUCCCGUGGCCGCUCGCAAAGGUGCAGUUAUGGGACUUGGUUCACCGCCCAUGGAAACCAAGUUUCAUAGAUCUGCGUCCAGGUCCAAUCGUCAAACUACUGAAACCCCCCAAGAACCGCCUGCCAAACCUGAAUGUCAAGGUGAAACUACAGAGCCGGAAGAGCUAACUCCUGAACAGCAGUUGCAGAGUUACCGUAAUUUUUUGCCGAUAAUGACAAAGGAAAGGGAUUUUUACUUAUCGAAACUGAGAGAUGUUGAACGUCUUUGCCAGAAAUACACAACUGGCAAAGAUGGGGAAUUAUCAGAGAAGAUUACUCAGAUUAUUUACGCCGACUAAGAAUUCAAAUGAAGUACCAAAUACGCCUAGUUCGAAACGUUUAAGCAGCAAAAUUCAAAGAGUUACAGCCAUGCAGAUAAAUUGUCAAUAAACUUUUAAUACACACUUUCUACUAAUCUA
This is a messenger RNA of Drosophila santomea, 975 nucleotides long. RefSeq names its product microtubule-associated protein RP/EB family member 1. The record is from RefSeq and is a predicted model, not a curated record. The transcript has a single exon. Gene Ontology annotation, cellular component: cytoplasmic microtubule; microtubule organizing center; microtubule plus-end. Gene Ontology annotation, biological process: spindle assembly; regulation of microtubule polymerization or depolymerization; protein localization to microtubule plus-end. NCBI's taxonomy places the organism in Eukaryota, Metazoa, Arthropoda, Insecta, Diptera, Drosophilidae. Gene Ontology annotation, molecular function: microtubule plus-end binding. The coding region runs from base 118 to 855 and encodes 245 amino acids.